Messenger RNA from Clonostachys rhizophaga, 954 nucleotides. NCBI's taxonomy places the organism in Eukaryota, Fungi, Ascomycota, Sordariomycetes, Hypocreales, Bionectriaceae. The record is from the annotation of a GenBank genome assembly.
AUGGAUCUCCCAGAUGUUACCUACGGCUUUGUUGGCAUUGGUCAAAUGGGCUGGGGAAUGGCCAUGAACUUGAGGCGAAAGAUUCCACAAAGCUCCAAUUUGCUCAUCUGCGAGAUGUCUCAGAGCCGCCUUGACCAGUUUGUCCAGGGCGCGCGGUUAAAGGGCAAGAUUGGGAUUGCAGGCUCCCCCAAGGAGUUAGCCGAGAAAGCAACAAUCAUUAUUACCAUGCUUCCUAAAGCCGCGCACGUGCGUGAGGUCUACACGAACAGCUCAUCCGGUUUUCUUGGAGCAGGAAAACAGCCCGCGCCUAUCCAUUUCUUCGAGUGCUCUACUAUCGAAGUUGCAACUAGCGUGGAAGUUAGCAAAGCAGUUUCUAAUUUGGAAAUGGGUACUUUCAUCGACGCCCCCGUCAGUGGCGGGCCCAAUGGUGCGAAUGCAGGGUCUCUUACCAUUAUGGUCGGUGGCUCUGAGGAGGCGUUCAAGUUUGCUGAACCCAUUCUCCAGUUCAUGGGUAAAAACAUCUUCCAUUGUGGUCCGGCCGGAGCUGGUCUUGCUACGAAACAGAUCAACAACUACCUGAGCUCGGUCUGUACUGUUGGUGUGUGCGAAGCUAUGAACAUGGGGAUCAAGUAUGGCCUAGAUCCGAAGACCCUUGCCGGUGUGAUUAACGUCAGCAGUGGACGGUGUUACAAUAGUCUAGAACAAAACCCGGUCAAGGGGGUAACGGCGGGAGCGGCGAGCGAGACUGAUUUUGUCGGUGGGUUCAGUGUCGAUUUGUGUAAGGGAGUCCUGGAGAUGGCUGUUGGCUUGGCAAAGAACGUUGGUGCUCAGUCUAUUCUGAACGACCGCGUAUUGGCUCUUUAUGAGAAGGCGGUCCAUGACGAACGCACCAGAGGGCGAGAUUCCAGAAGCGUCUAUCGCCUCUUCGCAGAUAAUGAUGUAGCCUUGGACUAA